Saprolegnia parasitica CBS 223.65 is the source of this 301-nucleotide messenger RNA. RefSeq lists its product as hypothetical. The record is from RefSeq and is a predicted model, not a curated record. The coding region runs from base 35 to 244 and encodes 69 amino acids. Lineage: Eukaryota; Oomycota; Saprolegniomycetes; Saprolegniales; Saprolegniaceae. The transcript has 3 exons.
GCGUUGACUGCAAGAUCCACAAGGAAGCGGCGCGAUGAGCGAACUGGUGGCCAGCGACUGGGCGCGCCGGGCCGACCUCGCGGCCAUCGAGCUCGCGAUGCUGCAGCUGGUGGACGGACUCGACCGCUUUGGCGCCGACGCCCGCGACAAGCUCGCUUCGUUGAACCAAAAGCUAGGCGUCCUCGAGCGUAGCGUCAAGUACAUGGAGCAGAGCCUGCGCGGAGACCCGCCCGUCGCCUACUAGACGCUGCAAGAACACACGAAUUUUAUGCUUGAUAUACACUGAUACGUUCUGCGCUCA